CUCACAUCCACACACACACACACAUACACACGCACAUGCACGCACAUACAGAUCCUAUCAGAUCAUUGAUCCCUAAAUCAAUACAAACAAAUAAUGAAUACAACUCAUCCAGGACAUAAAAAAGAAGUAGAAGAAGGAGAAGGAGAAGGAGAAGAAGUCAACGUGGACGACGACUAAAAAAGAGGAGACAAAAACGAAAGAAGGAAAAUAUAAUCCAUCCUUCGUUCCUCUCGGAAUUCUAAAACAUGAAUAAGAUCCCUUUCUAGUAUCCAUUAUAUCAUAUAUCUAAUGAAUAUACCGAAUCCAUGUAUAACCAUUAGUCCAUAUCAAAGUACAUCUCAUUCAGUUUAUUUAAAUAAGAAUAAUAUCAAAAUAUCUUCUAUAAGAAGAUACUCCGCCAUUUAUCCAAUUAAGAAUACAUUAUUAAUUCAUCAUAAAGAUAAACAAUAUAAAAGUCCAAAAAUCAAUAAAUUGAAAUGUAUUCCACGAUCUUUCAACAAUGAUCCUGAUCAUCAAGAUGAUCAUAAUGAUGAAUAUGUAUUAAAUGCUCCAAGACCAUCAUUAAAAUUCAAUGAAGAUAAUAUAUUAUUUGUAAAGAAAGAGAAUUUAUCUAAAUUUAAUGAAGAGUUAUUGAAUGAAAAUGAUCUAGAUCCAUUCCAUAAAGAACCAAUUUCAUCAACACCAUUUUAUAAAUCUACUACAAAAUCACACCAUAAAGGAUCUUUAUUCAAUUUAGCAUUAAUUGGUGCACCAAGACUUGCUUUAAAUGUUUCAUUUCAAAAUACUCCUACUACUACUACUACUACUCAUACUACUUAUACUACUACUACUACUACUAAUAAUAAUAAUAAUAUCAUUGAAGGGUUAGAUCAUUCAAAUUGUUCACCAAAAAUGACUUCCAGUACAUUUUCCUCUUAUAAUCAAGGAAGUCGUCAUGAUGAUAAUGAUGAUAACGUCGACGACGAUGAUGGAAACUAUGCAAAUGAAUUAUCCGAUAUUGUUAAUAAUGAACUUGUCAAACCAACUAAAAUCUCUCAUACCUAUAAUCCAUUAUCAAAUGAGACAAGUUUAAUGAUAUUUCGUUGUAGAAUAUGUUUAGAUGAAAAUGAUCAUAAUAAUGAAACAGAAAGUUUAUUAUCACCAUGUCGAUGUAAAGGUACAGUUGGUUUAGUACAUAGAAAAUGUCUUGAGAAAUGGUUAUUAACAUCAGGUAAACCUAAUUGUGAACUAUGCGGUUAUGCUUAUAUCAUGACACCAUCGAAACGGCAUUCAUCGCAAUUCUCCACUCUAAAUCAGAUUAGACGUUUCAGCAAUGAAUUAAGAAGUUUACGUGAUUGGUUAAGAUGGGAAAGAACACGAAGACAUUUAAUAGCUGAUAUUAUAUGUAUGAUAUUACUUACACCAGCUACUUAUAUUGGUGUAUAUUUUUGUGUGAUUGGUGCAUUUGGUUAUGCUGAAUUGAAUCCAUAUUCAUGGCAAGUAUUUGGUUUAUGGGGAUUAGCCGUGAUUUUAGUUCUAUUAUUGACUAUAUGGAUGAUAUUAGCUAUUCGACAUCAUUUAGGUAAUUAUCGUAGUUAUCAACAUCAUCAACAACAGAUGGCAUUAGUUGAAGCCAAUCGUUUAUCUGCAUUACCUAGAUAUCGAUUUUCAAUACAACCAAGACCACGUGGAUCAUCGGUUGUUUUAUAUACGAUACAUAGAGAACAAGAAUCCUCUCCUUUGACAAAACAUGAAACACAAGUAUCAAUGAAUUCAAGUAUAGAAAGUUUAGAUAUCAAUUCAUUGAAUAAUCAAGGAGAAGAAUCAUCAUGUUCCAAUAAGUAUACAAAUGGAAAUCAAAAAAUAGUUGUUUCUGUUGAAUUAACUACUGUCCCGGAAGUCGUUGAAGAAAUGUCCACUUCAAAUAAUAAAGUAUCUUUUGAAAAUAUAGUUUGAUACAUGUUUCAAUGCUGAAUCAUUUCGAAUUGUCUGUUUUUUUUUCUUUAUUUUUCAAAUAUAGACAUUAUCAUCAUGGUACAUUCAACUGUAGUUUUUUUUUUCUUCUACAAUAGUUAUACACGUUAUGUGAAUGUGUAUAUAAAUGGUGUGAAUGGUCCAUCAGAGUGCUUGGUAUCUGAGUAGUUGCGCCACAUGAUUGGGCUGUACUAUUUACUUGUGUUUGUCUUGUUUUGCUUCGAUUCGAUUUUUUUCGACUCUGAAUUCAUUUCUGUAUUUGCUUGCUCGUACGCAUUAGCCUCUCUGAUCAAGUUCACUCAUUGUGCUUGUAAAUUUGUUAUCUGUGCUAUCCAAUAAUAAACUAUAGUUGUCACUUC
This is a messenger RNA of Schistosoma rodhaini, 2312 nucleotides long. NCBI's taxonomy places the organism in Eukaryota, Metazoa, Platyhelminthes, Trematoda, Strigeidida, Schistosomatidae. The record is from the annotation of a GenBank genome assembly.